Messenger RNA from Prunus avium (sweet cherry), 2497 nucleotides. The record is from RefSeq and is a predicted model, not a curated record. Lineage: Eukaryota; Viridiplantae; Streptophyta; Magnoliopsida; Rosales; Rosaceae.
AACAACUUCCUUGGUUCAUGAACCUUGUGUAUAUGGUAGAGAUGAAGUCCAAGAAAAUUUAUCAAAAGUGUUGCUAUCUGAUGAUGCAAGCAAGGAUGAUGUGUCUGUCCUCACCAUUGUUGGAAUGGGUGGGGUUGGCAAGACAACCCUUGCUAGAAUGCUUUACAACAACAAUAAGGUGAAAGGGCAUUUUACACUUCAAGCUUGGGCUUGUGUUUCAGAAGACUAUAGUGCUGUUAGAAUAACUAAAACUAUUCUUGAGUCAGUCAAUACAAAGCCUUGUAAUACGACAGAUCUGAAUUUGCUUCAAGUUGAAUUAAGAGAACAGCUGAGGGGAAAGAAAUUUUUAUUUGUGUUGGAUGAUCUGUGGAAUGAAAAUUAUGGUGAUUGGGAGUGCCUCCAAACUCCUUUUACUUCAGGGGCAAGGGGAAGCAAAGUCAUUGUAACAACACGGAACAAAAAUGUAGCAUCUUUAAUGAAAAAUGUUCCCAUUCAAUUCUUGGAACCAUUGUCACCUCAAGACUGCUGGUUGUUACUUGCUAAACAUGCUUUUGGAAAUGAAAACUAUAGUGCAAAUUCAAACUUGGUAGACAUUGGCAAGCAAAUUGCACUUAAGUGCAAAGGGUUGCCUUUAGCUGCACAAACACUCGGGGGUUUGUUACGUUGCAAUAUAGAUUCUGAGGAGUGGAAUAGAAUACUAAAUAGUAAUAUUUGGUACCUAUCCUAUGGUACAACUGACAUUCUUCCGGCUCUAUGGUUGAGUUAUCAUUAUCUCCCUGCUCAGUUAAAGCAAUGCUUUGUUUAUUGUUCAAUUUUUCCAAAGGAUUAUGAGUUUGAAAAGGAAGAUGUAGUUCAAUUAUGGAUGGCAGAAGGCUUAGUUACACAAGCUGAUAAUGGGAAGAUUAUGGAAUCAGUGGCUAGAAAAUACUUUGAUGAGUUAUUAUCCCGGUCGCUGUUUCAAAAGUCAAGAGAAUUUGGUUUCACAAUGCAUGACCUCAUUCAUGACUUGGCUAUGUUCAUCUCUAGGGGGUUUAGCCUUAGGCUGGAAGGGGUGGAAUCACAUGAAGUUCAAAGAGCUCGUCAUUUGUCCUUUGCUAGGGGAGAAUUUGAUGUUGCUCAAAAAUUUGAGCCAUUAUAUGGGGCUAAGUGUUUGAGGACCUUCCUACCUACCUCUUUAAAACAAAUUGAAUAUUAUGAAGAAUUUUAUGUAAGUAAAAAGGCUCUACAACAUUUGUUGCCCUCACUAAGAUGUUUACGGGUGCUAUCAUUGUCACGUUAUCAAAAUGUCACUAAGUUACCUGAUUCUAUUGGAAACCUCAUUCACUUGCGCUACUUGGAUCUUUCCCAUACCGCAAUUGAAAGGUUACCUGGGGUACUUUGCAAUCUCUACAACUUGCAGACGUUGCUAUUGUCAAAUUGUUCCUCUCUCCUUGAAUUGCCGGCAGAUAUCAGAAAGUUGAUUAAUUUACAGAAAUUAAUGUUGGCAAGUUGUAGCUCUCUUACUAAAUUGCCCUUAGGAAUGACUGAGUUGAUUAAUUUGCAUCAUCUUGAUGUCAGUGGAACUAAAAUUGAAGAGAUGCCGGUGCAAAUGGGAAGAUUGAAAAGUUUGAGACAAUUGACUGCUUUUGUUGUGGGCAGAUCUGUUGGGUCAAGCAUAGGAGAACUGAGGGAGUUCUCGCAGCUUCAAGGAAAACUUGCAAUUUUGAAGCUACAAAAUGUAGUUGAUGCUAGGGAUGCAUUGCAAGCCAAUUUGAAGGACAAGAAAGAUCUCAAGGAGUUAGAGUUGGCAUGGAGUGCAGAGGAUGCUGAUGAUUCCCAAAAGGAGAAAGAUGUACUUGACAAGCUCCACCCUUGCAUGAAUAUAGAGAUACUAACCAUCCGAUUCUAUGGUGGAACCAACUUCCCGAAUUGGUUAGGAGACUCGUCCUUCUCUAAUUUACAAGUUAUGCAUCUGAGUGAUUGUAGUUAUUGUUGGUCACUGCCACCAGUUGGGCGGCUACCCUCUCUCAAAGAGCUAUGUAUAGAAAGAAUGAAGUCUGUUAAGAUGAUUGGCGUGGAAUUCUAUGGCAGAAAUGGAGCUUCUCUUAUUCAGCCAUUUCAAUCACUAGAGAAGCUAAAGUUUAUGGAGAUGGCAGAGUGGGAGGAAUGGGUACAUGCAAGUGGAGGCGAAUAUGGUCAAGAUUUCCCUCGUCUCCAAGAGUUGAUUCUAACCAACUGUCCGAAGCUGAGCAGAAGCUUGCCUUGUCAUUUGCCUUGCUUGAAGAAGCUUACGGUGUCUGGGUGUGAGGUUUUACAUGAUGAAGGGGCCAAUACUACAACAACCAGUAGUCUUAACUACAGAUCUCUUGAAGAGUUGGAAAUAGAAGGUGGAUGCCAAAAGGGUCUGUUAUCAUUACUAGUGGAAAUUGGAAAUUUCGUUGAUACAAUGCUUGCCCAAUCGCCAUUGUCUUCAACAUUUGAGUCUCCGGAAUUGUCCAACGCUGUCUUCGUUCCCUAA